AUGAAGCAGCGCGUAACACGAGGCGGUGGCUUGCCUGACGGCUUGCGCCCGGAGCAGCGAUCUACGCUCCUCGCCUUCCAACAACAGAUCGAUGUCGUCAAUGAGGCGGUGGUGGGUCUGGCCGGGCUGGUCGAGGAGUCGGAGCUCAAGCAGGGCAGCUGCGCGUUCGUCGCUGCCUACCUGCGCCCGUCCGUCCUCCAGCUCCAGCACUCCCUCGACGCCCUCCAGCGCAAGAACCUGCGCAAGGCCGACAAGGGCGCGGCGUGGGCGCUGAGGCCCAACGAGGGCUUCUUCGGCCGGCUCCCGGACUCCGUGAUCGGCCACAUCCUGUCCUACCUCCAGCCCAAGUCCCUCGUCGCCAUCCUCCGCUCCUCCAAGUAUUUCCACGACCGUUGGCGGGCGCUCCUGCCGAAGAAGGGCAGCAGUGGGUCGGAGGUCCUGCCGGACACCAAGGCCGAGAGUCCCCUGGGCCAAUGGCUCUCCGGUCUCGGCUUGCCGGUGGAGUACAGCAGCCUGCUCAUCUCCGACGGCUUCGAGGACAUCGACACGCUCCUCCUGGUGACCGACCAAGACCUCUUCAACGCCGGCAUCCGCAAGAGUGGGCACAGGCGGCGUAUGCUGUACACGCUCCGGGGCAUCAGGCGGGGCUUCUGGACGGCCUUCCCGGCCAACCAGCUCGUGCUCCCGCUGCCCGCCGACGUCAUCACCUCCAACGCCCUCGCCCACACCACCGAAGACGAAACCGACGACACGGUUGGAGAUGACGACGACAGGCGGUCGCUGACAGACAAGAAUGUCGAAGACGAGGAGGAUCUCAGCGAGGCGGUUGCCACCGACACCGAGAAGGACAGCGGAACGAAAGGCAAACCCAAGGUAGCCGAAUCACCCGACACCAAGGACAAAAAGAAGAAGGGAUCGAAGAAGGAGAAGACGUCGAAGAAGAGCAGCAGCCCCAGUCGUGGCGUCACCUUCGAGGGCUCGCAGCAGGCCAGCUCCGACAAGGCCAAGGAGGCCAAAGAAAAGACCGAUUCCAAAGCGUCGGCGAAGCAGGCCAAGCAGACGAACCCGAAGCCACCAAAGAUCGAUCCGCUGCCGGACAAGAUUGUCUCCGUCGAUUACUCGCGUCGCCAGCUGACCUCCGUCCCGCCCCAGGUCUGGCAGAGCACCGAUGCCACCAUCCUCAACAUGUACAUGAACAAGCUCGAGUCGAUUCCGCCGGACAUUGGGCACCUGAAGGGUCUCACGGCCCUGGGCCUCAACGAAAACAACCUCAAGAAGCUCCCGCCCGAGAUCGGCAACCUCACCCGCCUCCGAAUACUCGACCUGCGGUACAACAAGCUGCGAACCGUGCCGGCCAACAUCAAGCACCUCACCCAGCUCUCCAAACUGUUCCUGCGCUUCAAUCGCUUGGUCGAGCUCCCCGAAGAAAUCGGCUCCCUCCAAUCCCUCGAAAUCCUCAGUGUGCGUAACAACCAGUUGACGUCGCUGCCGCGUUCGCUGGACCUGGCGACCAACCUCAAGGUGUUGGACGUGAGCACCAACAAGCUGCAGUUCCUCAACUGCAAUCUGUCGCCCCUCAUCUUUUUGAAAGAAUUAGAUUGUAAACAGAACAUGUUGUCUGUGUUGCCCACGGGCUGGUCCACCCUCUCCAACCUCACCCGCGUCGACCUCUCCCACAACCAGUUCGCGCAAUUCCCUCCGGCGCUGGCCGAACUGCCGAGCCUGGCCGAGCUCGACAUGGAGGGCAACCAGUUGACCAGCCUGGUCGACAUCGGCCAGCUGACCGCGCUCGAGCGCCUCUACCUCAACUCCAACCGGCUCGUCACCCUGCCCCCGUCCAUGGGCAAACUGCGGUCGCUCAAGUACCUCCAGCUCCGCGCCAACCAACUCACCUCUCUCCCCGAAGGCACGUCCUGUGUCAUGGCGGGGCUGGAGCUGAGGGAGGCGGACCUGUCGAGCAACAACUUCAGCGAGAUGCCGGAGGCGAUCCUCGUGAGCACCCUCCAGAACCUGUCCAUCACCGACAACGUCAUGACCAAGCUCCCGCCCACCAUCACCCGCCUCCAAUCCCUCAAGACCUGCAACCUGGAGGGCAACCAGCUCGAAAGUCUCGACCCCGGUGUUGCGCUCCUCACCAACCUCGUGCACCUCCGCCUGGGCUACAACGAAAUCAGCACGAUUCCCGACGAGGUGUCGAGGAUGUCGAGCCUCCAAGAAUUGGACCUGGAACACAAUCGACUCGAGUCGCUGCCCCAGACCAUCGGCGGCAUGCUCGCCCUCUCCCUCCUCGUCCUCAACGACAAUUUGCUGGACGAUUUGCCGAAUGAGCUGGUGUUGCUGGACAAGCUCACGGAGCUCAAGGUCGAUGGCAACCCCAUGAAGAACAUCCCCGAUGCCGACCAGGGCGGCAAUGCCGUCUUCCACUUCCUCCUCAAGCGAUACAAAGCGGCGAAGAAGGCGGGCAAGAAGACGACAGCCAAAUGA
This is a messenger RNA of Acanthamoeba castellanii str. Neff, 2484 nucleotides long. RefSeq names its product leucine rich repeat domain containing protein. NCBI's taxonomy places the organism in Eukaryota, Discosea, Longamoebia, Acanthamoebidae. The transcript has 21 exons. The record is from RefSeq and is a predicted model, not a curated record. The coding region runs from base 1 to 2484 and encodes 827 amino acids. Gene Ontology annotation, molecular function: protein binding.